AGAUAAAUUCACACGUCCUUCCUUCCUUUGAUGAAAGUUUGUGAAUUCGUGUUUACUGCAUUGAAUGCACAUGUAUAAAUUUUACAAAUACCCCAUUUAUAUUUAUCGGUGUUAAAAUCGAUACAAGUAACAAGAUGCAAGGACCUGCAGUUUUUAUGGAUAUAUCGCUUGAAGAUCAAGCCCUAGAAUUAAGAAAAUAUUUUAAAGGCUUGGGUGCUGAAAUAUCAGAAGAGAAAUCUCCUAAAGGUAUUGAAGAUGAUUUACACAAGAUAGUUGGCGUCUGCGAUGUUUGCUUUAAAGAACCCAGUGAAUCAGAUAUUGAAGCUAUACUGAACAGUAUCGUCUCCAUUAUGGUCUCACUGCCGAUUGACAAGAUAAUACCAUUAGACAGGGGAGAAAAUCUGAUAUUAGCAUUCAGCCAGAGGCUCACAAAAGCACCUGGACCUAAAUUAGGAGUGGUGGCACUCCAAUCAUUAUGGCGGUUGUACAAUAACUUGGAGCCUAUCUCCCCCUUGAGGUAUCAUGUGUAUUACCAUGUGAUAGAGCUGGCUGCAAGGGUCGGCUGCGUUCGGGAGGUGUUCUCAGGAGUGGAGCAGCUGCGCAAAGAGUUCGCUACCUGUCCGCCAUCUAAUGAGCAAAUGCAGAAGCUCUACAGAUUGCUGCAUCAAGUAUUAAAAGAUCACAAUAGUGAACUGGCAGCCAAAGUGAUGAUUGAGCUACUAGGAACCUACACAGACGAGAAUGCUUCGUAUGCGAGAGAGGAUGCCAUUAAGUGUAUUGUCACCGCUCUAGCUGACCCCAACACUUUCUUAUUGGACCCCUUGCUCGCCCUCAAGCCUGUGAGGUUCCUGGAGGGAGAACUGAUCCAUGACCUCCUCAACAUCUUUGUGUCCGAGAAAUUGUCCAGCUAUCAAACCUUUUACAACAGUCACAAAGAAUUUGUUCAAUCUCAAGGACUCAAUCAUGAACAGAAUAUCAAAAAGAUGAGGAUACUAUCAUUCAUGCAGAUGGCUGAAUCAAAUCCUGAAAUAACUUUUGAUGAAAUGAUUACUGAACUACAAAUUGAAGAGAAGGAUGUUGAAGCAUUCAUUAUUGAAGUGUUGAAGACGCGCCUGGUGCGCGCGCGCAUGGACCAGAGCGCGCGCAGCGUGCGCGUGUCGUCGACGAUGCACCGCACGUUCGGCGCCGCGCAGUGGCGUGCGCUGCGCGCCGUGCUGCAGGCCUGGCGCGCCAACGUCGCGCACGCGCACGAGGCCAUGAAGUCCGUCGCCGCCGCGCAGAUCGAGUACGCCACGCAGCAGCAGAAACCUUAAACCCCGUUUUUUCUUACGAGUCCAGACAUGUGAACGAUCUUUAGUAUACUUAUUGUUGAAUUUUGUUAAAAAUAAAUCAAAUAUCAGUUCAAAUGUUACAUUCUAACAUUUAUUAACCACGGCAGCGAUUUCUUGACAUGUCUAUUUCUAUUAAUAUUGCUAUAUCUACAAUAAAUCACAAAAGUGAUUUCCUAAAAAAAAUGUCUAUUUUAAUUUGUAUUGCUGUACAAUUACAAAAAGACAAGAUUGUGUACAUAAAUCAGACUUGUAAGAAAAAACGAACUUCAGAUGUCAUCCGACCCGUAACGAUUGUCUCUUGUGCUGAUCAAGCUCCGACAAACAACGUCAAUAUUUAGAUGGAGAAUAAUAGUUCAUUUUGUAUAUAAAUUCGAUGUCGAUACUAUUACGUUAUUACUGAAGACGUUAUGUGUGAUGAAUGCGGUGGAGCAGAUUACAGCGUUAUGGAAAUUUUUGUAUCAUUGACUCCUCUAUUCAUUAUUAUAUGUCGCCCCGCAAAAGCAUCCGCUGCCAGAUAAAACUAAAAAAAAAAGAUACAUAAAAUUACGCAUAUAUAAAAUCCUACUUUGCGUCGUUUUGUCGUUUGAUAAAGCCGUAACACAAAAAAGUCGAAAAGCAAUUUAGUAAAAGAAAUUUUUGUAAAGCGUACUACUUAUGUUGAUUAUAAUUUAUUUUAUUUUAAAAUUAUAAAUCAAUCCAUCAUCUCAAUGUUAUAGCGCAAAACAUGUGUAAGUAUUGAAAAUCUGGGAGACAAACAAUCACAGUGGUACGGACAAACUGCAAAUUCUAAUUUAAUAAAUGUAUGUAAGAUAUGA
Messenger RNA from Plodia interpunctella (Indianmeal moth), 2146 nucleotides. It is a transcript of the gene eIF3m, whose product is annotated as eukaryotic translation initiation factor 3 subunit m. The coding region runs from base 135 to 1313 and encodes 392 amino acids. Lineage: Eukaryota; Metazoa; Arthropoda; Insecta; Lepidoptera; Pyralidae. Gene Ontology annotation, cellular component: eukaryotic translation initiation factor 3 complex; cytoplasm. The transcript has 8 exons. The record is from RefSeq and is a predicted model, not a curated record. Gene Ontology annotation, biological process: cytoplasmic translational initiation. Gene Ontology annotation, molecular function: translation initiation factor activity.